Molecule: messenger RNA, 1836 nt
Organism: Penicillium arizonense
Lineage: Eukaryota; Fungi; Ascomycota; Eurotiomycetes; Eurotiales; Aspergillaceae
Product: WD40 repeat domain-containing protein
Exons: 4
Coding region: 1-1836 (611 amino acids)
Biological process (GO): rRNA processing
Cellular component (GO): small-subunit processome; Pwp2p-containing subcomplex of 90S preribosome
Molecular function (GO): protein binding
Source: RefSeq, a predicted model, not a curated record
AUGCCUAAAGCAGGGCUGAAGGAAAAGACCAAGCGGUCGACCAAGCCGUCCGCGCUCGAGACCACAGCCAAGUUCCGCCCGGAAGAUUCAGAUGUCGACAUGAACGACGAAACGAGCUCGGAUGAGGAGAGUGAGCCUGAGAAGGAUGAGGCCGAGAAGAAGCUUGAGCGCAUGCUCUUCGGUGACGAUGAGGGGUUCAUGGGCGCAUUGAAAAACCAACAAGCCCGUGAGGCCGGCAUGGCUCUCACUCUGCAAAGCGACAAUGAGAGCGGAGUAGACGAAGAUGCCGAGGACGACCAAGAAGCCAUUGAUGGAAUGGCUGAUUCAGACCUUUUCUUCCUCGACUCCGGUGCACCCGCCACUACAGAUAUCAUUCCCUCAGAGACCUCGGAUGCUGAAGAAGAGGAGGAAGAGGCCGAGUCUGCCGUGUGGUACGACAGUGACGACGACCGCCUCGCCGUGUCGCUAGCAAGCCAGGCCAGGCUACGCAAACUGCGCACCACCGAGUCGGAAGAUGUGGUCAGUGGCAAGGAAUAUAUUCGACGCCUGCGCAGGCAGUUCCAGCAACUGCACCCCACGCCCGAAUGGGCUACCCCCGAGCUCGCAGCCAAGCGCCGCAAGACCGACUCAGACUCGGACAGCGAAGAUAUCGAGUCGGACGAUGAGAACGAGCAGCUGUCUAUGCAGCCCUUGGCCAAACUCCUCCAGAACGCCUCCGACCUAACCCGCAUAGAAGACAAUGCGCGGUCAGGAGGCAAGCGCAAGUUGCGACAGGAGGUCCUGGACAUCCAGAGACUGAAGGACGUCGGCAAAUCCCAACCAUCCUCCGUCGACUCUCUGACCUUCCACCCCCACUACCCUCUCCUGCUCUCCUCUGGACCAGCCUCAACCCUCUUCCUGCAUCACAUCUCCCCCUCCGCUCCCGCACCAAACCCCCUCCUAACCUCCCUGCACAUCAAGCGCACACCAAUUCACACCUCGGCCUUCGCCCCACCAACAGGCAACAAGAUCUUCGCAUCAGGUCGCCGCCGCUACUUCCACAUCUGGGACCUAGACACCGGAAAAGUGGACAAAGUCAACGGCUCCUCGGACCGAAAACAGGAACAAAAAUCCAUGGAACGCUUCAAGCUCUCCCCCUGCGGCCGGUACAUCGGUCUAGUCGGCACAUCCCGCAAAGGCGGCGGCCUAAUCAACAUCCUAGAUGCAAACACCGCGCAAUGGACCGCCCAAGUCCGCGUCGACGGCCGCGGCGGCGUAGCCGAUUUCGCGUGGUGGUCUGACGGCGAGGGAAUGACGGUAGCCAGCAAGAACGGAGAAGUAUCGGAAUGGGACGGACGCAUCGGGCGCGUCGUCGCGCGGUGGGUUGAUGCCGGUGCCGUCGGCACAACAGUCCUCAGUCUGGGAGGCCGGUCCGGACGUGCUCAUUUCGGUGGUGAUCGCUGGAUUGCCAUUGGCUCUUCCAGUGGUAUUGUCAAUAUCUACGAUCGACGUGAAUGGGCAGCUGCAUAUUCCAAUGCUUCUGCUGCUGAACGGGAGGCUGCGACUCAGUGUGGGAUCCCGCGUAGUCCUACACCUGCACGUGUUCUAGAUCAGCUUACUACGCCGAUCAGCCAUCUUGUCUUUGCGCCUGAUGGGCAGAUGAUGGCUAUGGCUAGUCGGUGGAAGCGUGAUGCUUUGAGACUUGUUCACCUUCCUACUUGCACGGUAUACCGUAACUGGCCUACUUCUAACACACCUUUGGGUCGGAUUUCCUCGGUGGCUAUUUCGCCGAACUCGGAGCAAUUGGCUGUUGCUAAUGAGCAAGGCAAUAUCCGUAUGUGGGAGAUUCGAGGGUAG